CCCAUAGUCCUCCCCCAACAAUCCUCUCGACGCAUCUUCUACGACUACAUAGAGCAUUGCAUAUCGUAAACACGGCAUUCUAUCUAGCAUAAUUCUAUCAAUCCAGCCAUGGGUCUCAAGCGCAAGCGGUCAACCGACGAGUCUCCCCUCUCCGCCUCCAGCUUCGGCACCGCCCCGACGCCUGAGGCGCAAUCGCCCACGCCAAUGCCAGACGCCGCCAUGGAUAUCGACAUAUCCUCACACUUCCAGACGAAUCGCUUCGCGUGGGAUUUCUCCAGCGUGGGCAGGGUCAAGGGCGGCGAUUGGGGGAACAGGACGCGCAAGCGGUUCCGCGACAAUCGGCCUGACGAACGCGUUAUCCACGAAAACACAAUCAACAAGCUCUUCUCCGCGCAGCGCAAGCACCCGCACGCCGAGCCCAUAAUGUCGGACUCCCUGCCUCAGAACCACGCGCCCGCCGUCCAGAAACCGCAGAAGUCGACGCUGCACUCUUUCUGGAAUCUACCCGCUCCGCCUGUCCAGCCUCCCACAAUCCACAUUCAGCCCCCGACGGACGCGAAUACGCCGCGCUGCCAGGACUGCGACACUUGGUUGCACAGUGAGGCGGGCGACAUGGACGUCGAUAUGGACAUUGACGGACCGUUGGAGAGGAGUGUGUUCGGUUGCCAUGAUUGCGGAAGGAAUGUCUGUGGCACGUGUGCCGUAGUGUCGAAUACAAGGCACUGCCUCCAAUGCGCUACUUCGGCGAGGAAUUCGAAGCGGUGGUGGUAG
Trematosphaeria pertusa is the source of this 771-nucleotide messenger RNA. RefSeq lists its product as uncharacterized. The transcript has 2 exons. The record is from RefSeq and is a predicted model, not a curated record. Bases 109 to 771 code for a protein of 220 amino acids. Lineage: Eukaryota; Fungi; Ascomycota; Dothideomycetes; Pleosporales; Trematosphaeriaceae.